Molecule: messenger RNA, 1561 nt
Organism: Drosophila albomicans
Lineage: Eukaryota; Metazoa; Arthropoda; Insecta; Diptera; Drosophilidae
Product: ubiquitin-conjugating enzyme E2 R2
Exons: 3
Coding region: 150-1181 (343 amino acids)
Biological process (GO): protein polyubiquitination; ubiquitin-dependent protein catabolic process
Molecular function (GO): ubiquitin conjugating enzyme activity
Source: RefSeq, a predicted model, not a curated record
CGCAUCGUUUUCUAAACUCUCUCGCUCUCGCUCUGGCCAAAUAGAUACAUACGUUUUAAAAUAUAGUAGAUGACAAAAGCGCGACAAUCGCUUAUCCAAAAAACAAAAAAUUUUCAAGUUCCAUUUGCAACAACAAUUUGAAUGCAUGCAUGCAUGAACUUGUGAACCAAAUGACCACCGCUGCAUCCACAUCGCAAAAUGCGUCGUCAACGCUCUUGGCCGCUGCCGGGGCAACAACAACAACAUCCACACUGACAACAGCAACAUCAACGCAACAGCCAAGCAGCUCAGCAGUUCGUGCCCUGGCCAUGGAAUACAAAUCCCUGCAAGAGGAGCCGGUGGAGGGAUUUCGUGUGAAACUAAUGAACGAUGAUAAUCUAUUUGAAUGGGAAGUAGCCAUAUUUGGGCCACCGGAUACCUUGUAUCAGGGCGGCUAUUUUAAGGCACAUAUGAAAUUCCCAAAUGAUUAUCCAUAUUCGCCGCCAUCCAUACGCUUCCUCACCAAGGUCUGGCAUCCGAACGUCUACGAGAACGGGGAUCUAUGCAUAUCGAUACUACAUCCUCCGGUCGAUGAUCCGCAGAGUGGAGAACUGCCCUGCGAACGUUGGAAUCCCACACAGAAUGUGCGUACCAUUCUCCUCUCGGUCAUAUCGCUGCUCAAUGAACCCAACACCUAUUCGCCGGCGAAUGUAGAUGCUUCGGUGAUGUAUCGAAGAUGGCGGGACUCGCAGGGUAAGGACAACGAGUAUCCGAAUAUCAUACGCAAACAGGCGCUGGCUGCCAAUGCGGAAGCGAAGCGUGAGGGCAUUGUGGUGCCCAUGACACUGGAGGAUUACUGUUUGAAGCCAACGGUUAAGCCCAGUACAGAGUCGGGCCUGGAUGCGAAUUUCUAUGAUGAUGAUUUCGAUUUGGAAACUGAAGAUUUGCCCACAGAUUCCGAGGAUGAGGAUGACGAGGACGACGAUGAGGAUGAUGAAGAGGAUGAGGAUGACAACGAUGAUGACGACGACGUAAAUGAAGAGAACCGGCAGGAAAAGGGUAAUGGCGAUAGUGCUGCGAUUAGCAAAACUAAAUGCAAGAACAACAACGGUCUGGUUGCAACGAAAACAACUGCAGCUGGUGGCGCUUCAGCGGAUGACACCGAAUCUGCCGAUGAUAGCGGCAAGGGCGAAACCUCAUAAUGCUGCAACCACAACCAGAAGCAUCUGCAAUUUCUCCUCAAUAGCUCCUUGCCCUAGGCCUCCGUGUAGCAUUUAAAUCGAAGUCUGGUGUGAACAAUCUGUCUGUGUGUGCGUGAAUCGAGCUAGGAGGCGUUUAAUACAACAUCAACCCCAAAUCGCUAUGCUUAUGUCAUUUAUCCCGAUACACAAGUUAUUGCAUCUAUAUACAACAACAACUAAAAGUAAAAACCAGUCAGCCAAUCAAACUCAGCUCCAGCAACAAAACAGCUAAUAACCCUCAGCCAGCCAGUUAGCUUCAGUUUUCUGGUCAGGCCUAUUUUGUAUUUUGAACCAAUCCAUUGAAUCGAGUUUCGGUAGCUUGCGAAUCCUUUCAACAACAA